AGGCUGGCCGCGACCCCAGAGCCAGGGAGAGGGCGCCACUACAACCGUCACGGCGCUUUCCUGUGGGAUCUUGGGAGUUGUAGUUCGGUUGAAGCACCCAGCCUGGUCUGGAACGAACUGCCGGACUACAGUUCCCAGAGUUCCCCGGGAUAGGAAUGAAAGCAGCGUGGAUCUGUAUUAACCCUGCAGUGCAGAUGCACCCAGGACAGGUGGCUCAGUGAAAGGAGAAGAAGCUUUAUUCUUAUAGCCCGCCUUUCUGCUGCAGGAGUCCAGGCGGCUUCCAGGAGCAGAAGACGAUGGAACAAGGCACACUCUCAGCAAAUAGAGAGAGAUCAGUGCUUUGAAACUCAACCUGUUAAAAUGACAGCAGUUUUCUAGUUGUAGUUACAUAAAAAUUCCCGGAUUGGAAGAAGAAGAAGAAGGCAGAAGCCGGAGCGGUGUGGCUGCCUGGGAAGAAGAUGACCCAAGCGGAGACCCAGCUCUCUUCCCUGCUCCUCCGCGAACACUUUGGGGAGAUUGUGGAAACCAUUGGGACGCACCUCAUCCGCACAGGGGGCCAGCCCCUCAGGAUGAUCGCCCACGACGCUGGGAUGCCCCUCGACCAGGUCCGGAAGGCCCUCUGCGUCCUGAUCCAACACAACAUGGUGACGUACCGGCUGCAGAAGCGAGGCCUGGUGGAGUACGAGGCCCAGUGCAGCCGCGUCCUCCGGAUCCUCCGCUAUCCCCGGUACAUCUACACAGCCAAGACCCUCUACAGCGACACGGGGGAGCUGAUCGUGGAGGAGCUGCUGCUCAAUGGGCAGAUGACCAUGAGCGCCGUGGUGAAGAAGGUGGCUGACCGGCUGACCGAAACGAUGGAGGAGGGCAAAACGAUGGAUUACAGCGAAGUCUCCAACACCUUUGUGCACUUGGCUGACACUCACUUUGUCCAACGAUGCCCUUCAGCCCCCGAAAACCAAGAGCCCUCGGAUGGCCCGCGUCCGCCUGCCCCGACGUUGGUAUUUAAUGAGAAGGACAUGUAUGUGGUUCCAAAACUGACCCUCACAGGGAAAGGGAAGAGGAGACACUCCAACAACGGCGGAGAUGAGGGCGGAAGUAAGGCGAAGCGGGCAAAGCAGGAGGCGGACAGUGAGGAGGCUCCACCGGAUGACGGGAUCUACUGGCAAGUCAACAUUGAUCGUUUCCACCAGCACUUCCGGGACCAAGCCAUUGUCAGCGCUGUGGCCAACAGAAUGGACCAGACCAGCAGUGAAAUUGUGCGGACGAUGUUGCGGAUGAGCGAAGUCACCACCUCUUCCAACGCUCCCUACACGCAGCCUCUCUCAUCCAAUGAGAUAUUCCGGUCGCUCCCAGCCGGCUACAACAUUUCCAAGCAGAUCCUCGAUCAAUAUCUUACGCUUUUAGCAGAUGACCCGCUGCAGUUUGUUGGGAAAUCGGGCGAAAGCGGCGGUGGGAUGUAUGUGAUCAACCUUCACAAAGCCCUGGCAUGUCUGGCCACCGCGACGCUGGAAUCGAUCGUUCAGGAAAGGUUUGGAUCACGCUGCGCUCGGAUCUUCCGUCUGCUCCUGAGGAAGAAGCAUCUGGAACAGAAACAGAUAGAAGACUUUGCCAUGAUCCCUGCCAAGGAAGCCAAGGAAAUGAUGUACAAAAUGCUGUCAGCUAAUAUCGUAGCCCUACAGGAGAUCCCCAAGACGCCCGACCAUGCUCCUUCCCGGACUUUCUACCUCUACACUGUCAACACUUUGGCCUCUGCCCGGAUGCUCCUCCACCGUUGUUAUAAGAGCGUGGCCAACCUGAUCGAGAGGCGGCUGCAUGAGACCAAGGAGAACCGGCGCCUGCUGGAGAAGUCCCAGCGGGUGGAGGCCAUCCUGGCAUCCAUGCAAGCCACCGGAGCAGAGGAGGCUCAGCUGCAGGAGAUCGAGGAGAUGAUCACAGCCCCCGAACGCCUACAACUGGAGAACCUCAAGCGCAACGUCAACAAGAUCGAUGCCAGCGAAAACCAAGUGGACGAAACAAUCUUCAUUUUGGAGUCAUACGUCAACAGCACCGUCAAGCACUGAACCCACCCUCUUUUGGCUGGCUCUGCAUCUUCCUAUUUUCACAAGGGAAAAUAACUAUAAGAGCAAGGGGAGAUUUUCUGGGAAGAGAUGCUUGCUUUUGGACGGAAAGAGUUUGUUCUUCAAUGUAGUCUAACACAGACACGCUUUUCGAUCCUUCUGUACCAGGAGGAUCCUAACAGUCCAAACAUGAGACCUCUGGCUGGACAGAAGAGCCAAUUGUGGGCUAUACAAGCAAAAAAGUUGUGUAUUGUAUGCUUUUCGGUUGGUGUAAUAAAGGCAUCACUCUUUUGUGGA
Messenger RNA from Sceloporus undulatus (fence lizard), 2354 nucleotides. RefSeq names its product RNA polymerase III subunit C (gene POLR3C). NCBI's taxonomy places the organism in Eukaryota, Metazoa, Chordata, Lepidosauria, Squamata, Phrynosomatidae. The transcript is spliced from 15 exons. Gene Ontology annotation, cellular component: RNA polymerase III complex. The record is from RefSeq and is a predicted model, not a curated record. Bases 459 to 2060 code for a protein of 533 amino acids. Gene Ontology annotation, biological process: DNA-templated transcription. Gene Ontology annotation, molecular function: single-stranded DNA binding.